UUUAGCUCGACGUUCAUCGUCCAAAGCCGCUGCUUACCUCCCUUUCCCGGCGUCCUCGUCCAUUCCUCUCCUCUAUCACCAUGUCCGACUUUGAGAUUGACGACGAGAUCCUGGCGCUCGCGACCGAGUCCUCCAAGGACAAGAAGCGCAAGAGAAAGCAACAGCAGUCGGACGGGUCUACUAAGCGGAGGAGACACUCUGAUGGGACUCCGGAGUCGGAGGACCGAUCUGCGAGCCCGGAACCAAGGAAGAAACGGCAUGCGAGCAGUGACGAGGAGGACGACGAGGAGGGAGAGAAGUACCCACUGGAGGGGAAAUACAUAGAUGAGGAGGAUAGGGAACACCUGCUUGGGCUUCCCGAGCUUGAGCGCGAGAACAUCCUCGCGCAGCGUCUGGAGGAGAAGCAGCAAAAGCUCGACAAGGCCGGUCUUAUGGCCAUGUUUGCGCAGCACCAGGGCGGGGCCGUGGCGAGUGCGGCGAAACGUCAGCACACGGCGCGUGGCGCGACGAAGGAGAAGACGCGCAAGCUCGAUGAGCUCAAGGCGAAGCGGAAAGAAAAGGACGAUCGGAGCAAGAACAAGGAGUUCGACAGAGAACGCUCGCGGUCGCGUUCACGAUCCGUCUCGGACGGGUCCGACAUGGUAAUGGAUUCCGGGGACGAACAGUCUGACCACGAAGAGCGUCGCACCGAACGACACCGCUCUGAGGAACGCUCCUCGUAUCGCGACGAAGAAGUCACUCUCGCCGACAUGUGGAAGAUCUGGCUCACGCGCGACAUGAUCGUCAAGCACUGCUACGCGCCUUGGUUCCAGGACUACGCGAAGGGUGCCUGGAUGCGCUACCUGAUUGGCAACGAGAACGGGAUGCCGGUGUACCGCGUCUGCGAGGUCGUCGACUUUGAGGAGACAAAGAAGCCCUAUGCCAUCGAUGGCUCAAAAUACAUCGACUUUGAUGUGGUCCUGCGGCACGGAGAUGCUGCGCGGACCUGGGCGAUGGAUAAGGUGUCGAACUCAAAACCGUCUGAUCGAGAAUUCGCGCGCGCGAAGAUUGUGUGGCAGAAAGCGAGGCUACCGUUCCCUACGCACGACACCAUCGCGCGCAAAUCUGAAGAGAUGCGGCGCUUUGUGAGCAAGCCUGUGACUGAGGAAGAAAUUACCUACAUGACCAAACGCGGCCGCGAGCUCAAGCAGCGCGUCUUCGGUAACCAGCUCACCGGCAUUGAGCUCGUUUCCGAGCGCGCGCGCCUCGAGCAGGCGCUCAGCCUUGCCGAAGCGCGCCGCGACUUCGACGAGGUUGACGCAUUGCAGAAGCAGCUUGCCGCCCUCGCAGGGCCGAAUGGCGUUUCUGCGCCCCCCUCAUCCUCGCGCCCGGCUGCGGACACACCGCCGCCGUCGUCCUUGCAAAACGGGGGUAGUGCUGGCAAGCAGAACGCGGUUGACAUUGUUGCGAUGGUGAACGAGCGGAAUCGGCGCGCGAAUGCGGAGGCGAUCCGGAAGGCGGAGCUCGCCGAGCAGGAAAGGAGGAAGGCGCAGAAGCGGGCGAAUGAGAGGCAUAAGGGGACGCCGGGGGUGUCGAGGUCUGCGACGCCUGCGGCCAGGAUGGCGAGUGCUGUGGCAACGCCAGAGCCAGUGCUGCCGACUGUCAAACCCAAGGCGGCCAUGUCGGUGUUGGAUUCGAUAGAUGUGGACUUGGGUGACUUUUAAACAGUAGGUAGCUCGUGGAAAUGCAUGUGAGAAUAUUCAGAGAGCGUUGCGAUUCCAGCCCAAUUGCUUCGUGUGCCACGUUACCG
Messenger RNA from Schizophyllum commune H4-8, 1789 nucleotides. RefSeq lists its product as uncharacterized. The transcript is spliced from 8 exons. Gene Ontology annotation, cellular component: Cdc73/Paf1 complex. The record is from RefSeq and is a predicted model, not a curated record. NCBI's taxonomy places the organism in Eukaryota, Fungi, Basidiomycota, Agaricomycetes, Agaricales, Schizophyllaceae. The coding region runs from base 81 to 1703 and encodes 540 amino acids. Gene Ontology annotation, molecular function: RNA polymerase II C-terminal domain phosphoserine binding; DNA binding.